AUGUAUUCCUCAUCGGACUCUGAGGACGGCAAGAGAAAAAGACACAAGGAGAUUAAGUUGGGAUCGCAAGGCACUCCAGUAAAUUGGAAUGGAGAAGACUGGACCUUCUACAAGCACGCGAUGCUCAACGCAUUCGAGCAAAACCUACUCGAUGAGAUCGCAGCAGGAGGCGUUGUGGAGGACGCAUCCUGGAAUCAAGCCAAGAAGGACAAGUUCAAGAAAAGUCAAGCCGAGGUGAAGAUUCUUAUUCAAGGCUCGUUGUCGAUGAAGCUGGCCAAGCAGGUGAUGUCGAAGAAGACAGGAACCGAGAUGUGGCACGAGCUCUGCUCAAUUUUUGAAUAG
Peronospora matthiolae is the source of this 342-nucleotide messenger RNA. The record is from the annotation of a GenBank genome assembly. NCBI's taxonomy places the organism in Eukaryota, Oomycota, Peronosporomycetes, Peronosporales, Peronosporaceae.